UUAUGAAUAAUUUUAAUUGCUGAGAUUAAGAGAAGGAUCAGAGCAACUAAUUUUUUCUUAUUUUUUUCCUCCUUUUUUUUACUUCUGCAUGUUACUCGUUUGUGAGACGUUUACUGAUGUAAGGUUUUCUUCAAUUGAUUCCUUUUUUCUAUUGACAAUGCAUUUCUUGAGUUACACUAUCAUAUAUGCAAUUAUCCUGUCUUCUUAUGUAUUUGGCAUUAAUCAUCAUAAAGUGGAAAUAGAAGAUAAUGAAUUUGCAGAAUUUGAAGAGUUUGAUGAUGAGGAAGAAAUUACUCCAAAAGAUGAUGAUGCUAGUAAAUUAAAUUCUGAAGUAAAACCUCCAGCUCCUCCAAUACAAACAUUUGAUGAUGAAGUUCAAAUUGAGGAAGAUGGAGAAGAGUUUGAGCAUUUUCAAGAUGAAGAAGAGUUUGAAGGUCUGGAUCAGGAAGUUCCACUUUCUAAAGGAAAGCCAUCUGAAAAACCUGACCUGAAAAUAACUAAAGUUCCUUUGCAUCUCAGACGAAACUGGGAGAGCUUUUAUUUAGAAUUCUUAAUGAUUGCUGGGCUCUUAGUGUAUUUCAUUAAUUUUAUUGCAGGACGUAAUAAAAAUCAAAAAUUAGCAAUGGCUUGGUUCAACUCACAUCGACAGAUUUUAGAGAAUAAUUUUGCUUUAGUUGGGGAUGAUGGUAAAAAAGAAAUUGAAAAUCCUGGCCUUCAAAAAGAAUCUGAAAAUAUUUACACACUCUGGUGUAGUGGCAGAGUAUGUGUAGAAGGAAUGCUUGUUGAAUUAAAAUUUUUAAAACGUCAAGAUUUAGUUAGUGUUAUAUCUAACAUGCUAAGACCUGCAUCUGAUCAAAUUAUUGUGAAGGUCACUAUGAGUCCAGAUGCAAUGGACAACUUUGUAUUUUGCAUUGCAAAUAAGAAGACUGCUGCACGUUUAGUAAAGGAAAUGAGUGACCUCGUAAGUUCCAGUAUUGUG
Messenger RNA from Stegodyphus dumicola, 979 nucleotides. Its product is annotated as PAT complex subunit CCDC47. NCBI's taxonomy places the organism in Eukaryota, Metazoa, Arthropoda, Arachnida, Araneae, Eresidae. Gene Ontology annotation, biological process: endoplasmic reticulum calcium ion homeostasis. Gene Ontology annotation, molecular function: calcium ion binding. Gene Ontology annotation, cellular component: endoplasmic reticulum. The record is from RefSeq and is a predicted model, not a curated record.